AUGCCGUCGCCAUGCAAUGCGGCAGAUGAAGCGACCAAUGGCAACGCCACCAGUGCAAGCAAUGCAAGCAAAACUGGUCAAAAGGAUGAGAAGGACGAGAAGGCGAGCGAGUCGGAGACCUUCUCACGCUUCCGUGAGGUAAUCUCCACAAAGGCACACGAGCUUUCGGCAGAAAUCUCUACGAAGGCGACUCCUCUCCUUGCAAAGGCGCAAGCGAAGGCCCACGAGAUCUCUGACGAAAUCUCUACAAAGGCCACGCACUUCACAGCGAAGGCGCAGGCGAAGGCAAAGGGUCGGAAAUGA
Symbiodinium sp. CCMP2456 is the source of this 303-nucleotide messenger RNA. NCBI's taxonomy places the organism in Eukaryota, Dinophyceae, Suessiales, Symbiodiniaceae. The record is from the annotation of a GenBank genome assembly.